Messenger RNA from Pristis pectinata (smalltooth sawfish), 5561 nucleotides. It is a transcript of the gene cobll1b, whose product is annotated as cordon-bleu WH2 repeat protein-like 1b. The record is from RefSeq and is a predicted model, not a curated record. Bases 974 to 4387 code for a protein of 1137 amino acids. NCBI's taxonomy places the organism in Eukaryota, Metazoa, Chordata, Chondrichthyes, Rhinopristiformes, Pristidae. The transcript has 14 exons. Gene Ontology annotation, molecular function: actin monomer binding.
UUCCCAUUCCAUUCGAGUAGUGUGGAUCUUUGUUUCCUGACUCCUGAGACCAAAUGCUGCCUUAAUAUGGGGUUAGUUACGGCCUCUGUACAGAAAAGUAUUGCCUAAUUUUAAGGGGGAGGGGGUGCAUAAGCAAAGCAGGGGUGCAGUGUGGUAAUCAAAACUUUGGCCGGUUUAGCCUGUUUCCUUCUCUCGCGGUUACUGCAGAAGUGCCGCUGGGUGCAAACGACUUUUUGAAUUCCAUUUAGAAAGGUUGGCUAUUUAAAAACUUUCUGGUCGAAUGUAAAUCGAAUGCAAACUGUGCAUUUCAAAAGAUUGGUGGAGACAUUCUUUUAAAAUAAAGCACUCCACUUUCCAGCUUGUAUUUUUUUGACAAAGCAAGCGGCCGAUUCUGCUUUAAAUGCAGGUGGACGUGGGGGCAAUUCAGAAGCAGCAAAUCAUCCUGGGAUCCUAGUGGCAGGAAUUGAAAACCGCAGCUCCAGCCCGCACGGUGCUGGCAGAAACUUAAACCAGGAAAACAAAACGAAUAAUAAAGAAAUAUAUGCAAAUACUCUCCGCUACUGAGCUAGAUGCUGGCGUGUUGACUUUGUGCAGUGUGCAUGGGCAGGCACUUCUUGUGCAAUCUAGUAGGCGAGGAAGGAGGGAAUUCUAAAGUCGUGUCCGGGAUCGACCCCGUAGCUUGGAAAGUUUGACUCGGAGUGGGUACAUUUUUGCACAUGUCAUGGCUUGAAAAUGUUUGUAUUUAUAAACGCAGCGCGAUCGGCCAGUUGAGCAGACUUAGUGUUGGUCCGGACUGCGGAAGUACGAGAGGGCGGCGGGCGCAGUAGAACCCGGCCCGGAGCGGCGGCGAGCGGCGGGGAUUCCCGGGCCGGCACAGCGCUUCACCAAACCAAGUUGAACAAGAAGGGGGAAACCGUUCUGCUGACGAGGACUUUGUGAAACUGCUGUACAACUUCCCCGAGUGCAGAAAGCGAUGGAAGUACAUGUACCAGGGUGCGGCACUGCACCUUUGCCUCCUGGCAAAAGAUCCAAAGCAAAAGCCCCAGCACCGCCAACAUUUUCCAAGCAUGUUGAGAGCUCUUCAAUAGCUAAGAACCAAGAGGGUGAAAAUUUAACCAUGGAACCGAAAGAUAAUGUCCUGAAUGCACACAUUGAUUUGAUUGUGGUUCUGCCAGGAGGUGAAGAGCGAUCCACCAGUGUAAAUGGAAGCAAACCCAUGAUGGAUUUGUUGAUUUUCCUUUGUGGCAAGUAUCACUUGAAUCCAUCAAGUCAUACAAUUGAAUUGGUAGGAAGAGAGAAGAAUCAAAUCCGAUUCAAACCCAACACACUAAUUGGGACGUUGGAAGUAGAGAAAGUUAUUCUGAAGGAGAAAAAUGUGGAAGAAAAAAAGAAACCCACAUCAGUGGUGCCUGAGCAAACAGUGCGAGUGGUAGUAAACUACAAGAAAACACAGAAAACCAUCGUACGUGUUAGUCCACUUGUUCCCCUUCAAGAACUGAUUCCAGUAAUCAGCAAUAAGUGUGAAUUUGAUCCAAGCAGCACUAUUUUAGUCAAAGACUUUGAAUAUCUGGAACUGUAUGAUUUGACAAAAUCUCUCAAUGAGCUUGGUUUGCGAGAAGUGUGCGCUGUGGAUACCAGCAUGGGACUUCCUCAGCAUGAUUUUCAAGGUGGAUCCUUUCAGCAAGAACAGCCUCUGGUUUCAGGAAAUUUAAAUCUGGAGAAGGAAAACAAAGGAUUCUUCAACAUUUUUAGACUGAGUAAGAAGAAACGGGAAAAACCAACAAGUGCUCCAGCAACCCCAUUAAUAAGUCCACAAAGACCACUUGGCAUGAGCAGUUCGAGUGCCUAUUGCCCUACGUACGAAUCUAAUACAUUACCGUCAGACCUGCCAAAGAAAAGACGAGCACCUGCACCACCACAGCGUGUUCCACAAAGUCUUCCAAGAGAAUCAAGUCAGAAGGCAUCAGCCAGGCCUACAUCUUGCGUUUUCUCAGAUGUUUCCCUAAAUGAAUGUGCACAGGAUAUGACCGGUCCAUGUAGACAAAGAGCUGGGUCACUGCCACACAGUGAAGUUACCACAUCAAGUAACCCAUCUGUAAAAAAGAAACGAAAGGCUCCUCUGCCUCCGAGUAAAACACCUGAAGGCCAGAAGAUUCCAGAUUCUAAUCUGGGAUCUAGUCCUACACCUGAUGCUACAGAUAAGACUUUUGCUGCUAAAAUAUCAUCUACAUUAACCGAUGAUCAAGCUGUUGUUGGAUCUGAAUGUAACCUUGAGGAGAUUGUUGAGAUGGAAGAGACGAGAGCUCCAGACACUGAUGCAGCAAAUGGUAUCGUUCAGACGGAGGAGGCACUGAGUCCACAUGUUACCAUAGAUAAUCCAUCAAAAAAUGCACAGACAUCAGUAUCUGACAACUUGGAUGUUGACAAGUCUACGGCAACAGAUAAAGACGCUGAGAUGAAAUCAGAAAACAGGGUGAGUGCAGCUGAAAAUAUCGUCAGUCAAACAGCCAUGGAAAAGGAUAACAAUUCAGUGAUGGAAAAUGUAGAUAAGGAUCUUUCAGCAGUAAACAGUGGUGUUGAGGAAAAUGUAAACCAUGAAAUGCAUCCAAAAGCUUCUGAUGAAAUAUCAGGCACUUGCUGCUUGAUUCCUUCAGAUAAAGGAAUAACAGGAACAUUGAUUCAGGCAGACAUAUCUACAGAUAUGACAACAAGUCUUUUGUCAAAAGAUUCUACCAGUUUUCAGUUGACCAAUGUAACUGUCAAAGAUCAGCAAAAGAAGUCUGAUAGAAUGGAGAUAAAUGAGGUGAAAUUUGAGGAGGUUAUUUCUGAAGAAGUUAACAAUUUCCAACAGGCUCACAGUGCCAAGACAGCGAAUGGCACUAUUACCCCAUCACAUGAUAAAACAUUGAAAAAUAUUUCUGAAAAUGUGGACAAUUCUGAAGAUAAUUUCAGUUUGCCAUUGUCUUCUAAGCAACAAAAAUGUGAGUCUGUUUCAAUGAAGUCUACAGACCCAACUGUACAGAAUUUCUCCAGUAAGGAAGACUUGCCUGUUAGUAACCAACCAAUUACAGAGCCUUUAACAUUCUCUCACUCCUGUGAUGCACAGUCAACCAAAGAAGCAGUCAUAAGGCCAGAAACUCCAACAAAAAUUCCAAUAAUAUACAGGUCCGAAUCUGAACCUAAACCUAAGCCAUCUAAUGAAAUUACAAGAGAAUAUAUACCAAAGAUUGGAAUGACCACCUAUAAAAUUGUCCCUCCAAAGUCAUUGGAAAAGAGUUCACCAGGAAUCUUGCCAGAAGCUGAAACAGUGGAUCAACAAACUCCUACUUAUGAUUAUGUCCCAGCGUCUGACACUUCAAAACAGUCAUCAAGCCACUCUAAUGAAACAGAAGGAUCUGUAGCAAGUGUUGCAAGGGAGAAGACAGACAUUCAUCAAGGAGCUCGCAAUAAUGUGCUAAAAUCUGAGUCCACUGAUUCUGCAACCCAUUCCCCUAAAGCUGAAACAGCAAUUUCUAAUUUGGUUGUUGACAAUGAAUCUGAACCACACAAGGAAAAGGUUAUCAAAAGAACACAAAGUGCUUCAAAUAAUAAAAUGAAGCCUGGAUCUGCCUUCCUGCAGCUACAUAAAAGGAUCUCUGGUCAGUACGUUACCUCUGCACUUGCUAGAAGUUCCAGUUUACCUUCUCAGGCCAGCUUGGAUAUAGAGAAGGAAGAAAAUGGAGUGUCAUUUCAGGAUCUUAGUCCUACAAAUACAAUUGAUGGAGAGAUCAUAAUUCCUCCACCACCAGAAUUUGCAGGUACAUCUGAAGAGAAAGUCCAAAACAAAAUGUCCAAAUCUGGUGGGACUUCUGCAUCCCGACCUUCCCAGCCUCCAAAAGUACCAAAAAAGCCAUCUAUCCGAGUAAACUUAAGUGACACAAAAAGUCUUAGAACUACUGUUGCUUCCAAAACCUACACUCCUACCUCGCCGUCACCCUUUGCUCUUGCGGUGUCUUCAGCAGUCAGGAAAACUCAAACAAAUACAAUGUAUUCGUUUAAGCCCAAGCCUGUUGAAGCCAGCUCGUCAAACCAAUCUUCUCUCUCAGACUUUGGAAAUACAGAAUUGCAUCAAUCUUCUUCAAUUCCCAAAGAGUCCAACAACAGCAACAUAUCAAAACAGAUAAGCUUUCCUGAAAGGGAAAUAAAAAAGGAUUGCAACAUUGCAGUGGCAGAAACCCAACCACAGCACAUCCAACCACAGAUGCCAUCUCCUUUAAGAAAUACGAAGCCUCCUUUAACUUCCCAAAUCACUGACCCAGGGCAAAUUCAUCAAGCAGUACUGGAUGCAAUUCGCUCAGGAGAAGGAGCCGCUAAACUUAGAAAGGCGAAAACAUUUACCACAAUGUAACCAUAUGCACUAAUAAUUUGAUCAAUUUAGUUUGAUAUUCAUCCAAAUUAAAGUUGGAAAUUUGACUUGUGAUUAUUAAGCACUUGCAGUACACAAGUCAUCAGUAUCUUUUUCUUGCACUACAAAUGGCAUUUCACUGGAUUAGGUGAGGUUGUCUCUUGGAAUUGACUGGAUGUGAUACAUCAUGUAAUUGUGAACCUGAAGAUUACAAAUACUGUAUGUCUUAUGUGAAAAUUUUGUGCACUUAAAACAGUCUCAAGUUCACACUUUCAUUAUGAUUUCAGAUGAAAAAUUACAUUUGCAUUGUUUUGUUGUACAUAGAUACAUAAACAUAAUUGUGAAAGCAUUAUUGUAACGAGGAUGAAUAUGUUUUAAAAUCAAUUGAAAAUAUAACUGCCAUAUUUUUAAAUUCAGGUUUAUCUUCAAACUUUCAAGCUUAUAGUGUUUAGUAAUAGGAUUUCCAACUGUUGUUCAGAAGUUUUCAGAUGUAAACAAGCCAUUCAAUAUUUUGAUUUCCCUGGUACACAUUUAGCAGCGUUGCUUUUGCACAUUGUAUUUUCAGACCCCCUUUUGUUCCCAAAACUGUCUCUCUAAAUGGGAGGUCUGCAAUGAAUCUUUUCUCCAAGUCGAAGCAUUAAUGGGUUUUGUUUUACUUACACUCAAAGCCAAACCAAUAGAUGUAUAAUUGUGUAAUAAACAUAGAAAACAUAUAUGAUAUGUUUGAUGGAAAUUCUGUCUUGGUAGAAAUGAGCUUCUCUGUUACUAAACUAUUACAUCUAUGUUUUAUGCCAAGGAUUAAAGUAAAUAUUUUUUUCACCUUUUAAUGCUUAAAAAUUUUUGAUUCAAUAAGUUGAUGAAUUGUUUAAAGGAAUUUUGGUUGAGAAACAUGCAAAUUGUUUUGCUUAAAAUGAAAGCACAAUGAAAUAAUUCAAAACUAUGCCUUUACUCACUUGAUUAUGCAGUCCGUUGUAUUUGUAUUCAAUGUUUUAUUCAAUCUUUGUAAAGUAAUUUUUGGGGAGAGAGGAAUUCUAAUGUAUGAUGUAGUUUGAGUUUGCUGAAUGCAAAAAUUGUGGAAUAUUUAUGUUAAAGUAAAAACACUGUCGAUAUCACAGCAGUAUAGUUGGAUAUGUCCACUUUCAGAUUUGCUUUUUUUAAUAAAUAUAUAUAUAAUGUU